Messenger RNA from Cryptotermes secundus, 1818 nucleotides. Its product is annotated as glutamate receptor ionotropic, delta-1. The transcript has a single exon. NCBI's taxonomy places the organism in Eukaryota, Metazoa, Arthropoda, Insecta, Blattodea, Kalotermitidae. The record is from RefSeq and is a predicted model, not a curated record. Gene Ontology annotation, molecular function: glutamate-gated receptor activity. The coding region runs from base 1 to 1818 and encodes 605 amino acids. Gene Ontology annotation, cellular component: membrane.
AUGGAUCUCAUCACCCUGCUACUUCCUGUGACAGCCAUGGGCGUGCGCAACCAACUCGCAGCAUGCGCUCGAAGCAGCUUCCAACAACUGCAACCCGGCCCCGUGCUUGUCCUGAUACCACGUGGUAGCAGCAAUCUCGCGUUUGAAUUGCUACAGGAACUGCAUGUCAUUGGACACUGGGCUGUGUUCAUAAGCAGUGCAGAUGGUGUCGUGGUGGAGUCCUCUGAGAAGCCUAGCAACAUUGUCUUGCUGCCUGUUUCGAACCAGACUGAACUAAGGAAUAUAUUGAGGAAAAUGGCUGCAUGGAACUCCCGUGCCAGGUUUCUUAUACUUACGUUCGAAGAGACAAUUUCACGCCUCGCCUUGCGUGAGUUCAGUGAGCUGAAUGCGGUGAAUGCUGUUGUCCUUGUAUUCACUCCCAACAGUCCUAAUGUAAAAGCAUAUACCUGGUUUCCUUACCUACCUCCGGGACAAUGUGGGAAUGAAAAAUUUAAACCAGUGCUUUUAGAUGAAUGUUUGAUGGAAAAUAGUGCAGUUUUCUUUCGAAAUAUGACUCUCUUCCCCCAGAAAGUUCCGUUUGAUUUGAGCGGGUGCCCCAUUAUUGUCAGUACGUUUCCAUGGCCACCAUUUAUUAUAAAGUCACAGGAAAAUAACGAAACAGACAAAGUAUUUUACACUGAAGGUUUGGAGAUAAAACUUAUAAGUAUUAUUGCACAGAGCAUGAACUCAACAAUACAGUAUCUGCCUCCUCCGGCGAAUGAAUCCAAAUGGGGAGGUCGAACUCCAUCGGGUACGUGGAACGGGCUACUGGGUGAGGUGUUCUACAAGAGAGCCGACGUGGCGUUCGCCUCCAUGACGGCGACGGAUGAAAGAAGGCAGCUCUUGGAGACGACGGUCAGGUACUGGAGCAACUCGGUUGUGUGGGUCAUACCGCGACCGAAGUUCAUCUCAGGCUGGAGGAAUCUCCUUGGGAUCUUCAAGCCGAUGAUGUGGGGGAUCGUGGCACUGGCGUACCUACUAGGCUCCGCUUUUCUCUGCACCCUCGGUCGCACAGUGCGUCAUCCGAUGGAGCCAGCAUUGUAUCGAAACCCAGGCAGCUGCAUGAUGGCCACCUGGGCUCUGUCCUUAGAGAUAGGAGCACACGUGCAUCCACGCGGGCUACUAAUGAGGCUGGUAUUCAUCUGUUGGGUGAUUUACUGCCUUCAGAUCAGUACAGCCUACAAGUCCUCCCUCAUCAGUUUCCUGACUAAUCCCCGCUUUGAGCCUGCAAUCUCGAACAUGAAACAGCUGGUGAAGUCCCAUCUGGGGUUUGAGUACACAGUCGGUCUGGCAGAGUACUUUGAUGACCCUGCGGAUUCCAGCAUGAGGCGGAUUCGCAAUUCUCUGCGAUUUUGUCACAAUAUCACGGACUGUCUGAACAAAGUUGCGGUGAGUGCAGACAUAGCCCUUGUGUCCGACAAGUGGUACGUGGAGUACCUCAUUCCCCAGCUGUACCUGGACAGCAGUGGCCAGCCUCUAUUGCAGACACUGCCGCAGGAAGUGCUGAGUUACCAUGUCGUCAUGGUCCUCUCUAGAGGAAAUAUCCUUCUGGACCGCUUCAAUGAGCUCAUAUCCCGAGUUGUUGAAUGCGGCUUAAUGGAAAAGUGGGCGAAAGACAUUAGGCGCACGCGUAGGUUAGGGCCGAUGUCCCAGGGCGGUGCAGGAGAGCGCAGGCUCGGUAUUUCGCAUUUGCAAAGUGUGUUCGUCUUUCUGCUACUUGGAGAAAGUGUAGCUCUGGUGACGCUGAUAAUUGAAAUGAUGAUUCCCAAAGAACACUGA